Phaeodactylum tricornutum CCAP 1055/1 is the source of this 1941-nucleotide messenger RNA. RefSeq lists its product with no specific name. The transcript has 3 exons. Bases 178 to 1941 code for a protein of 587 amino acids. Lineage: Eukaryota; Bacillariophyta; Bacillariophyceae; Surirellales; Neidiaceae. The record is from RefSeq and is a predicted model, not a curated record. Gene Ontology annotation, cellular component: mitochondrion. Gene Ontology annotation, molecular function: ATP binding; nucleic acid binding.
CAACGAUCCCUGGGCAAGGACGUGUGUGUCCAUAUUGAUGUAUUCGUGUGCCCAGACGACAGAGAACGAUCAUUGCGAGUCCAAGACGACUACGGUAAACAAUUCCGACAAAGCGACACAAUGAAAGUCACGUAAUGUCAGGGUGGAGGUUCCGCUGAAGUAUCCAAAUCCGCCACCAUGUGGAAGACCAUCAGUUUUUUGGUUUGCGUCUCGAUACUAUACAGCAGUACGCUACCGCAAAUACAAGGCUGGACCGGGGAGACAAAGCUGAUGCGUCGACCUGUGUCCGCACGGAGGCGUCGUGCAUGUGUUCCUCCUGGCCAUAACCACCACCACCGCGAUGCGUACUCGCUGUGUUUGACGAAUGCGGCGGACGAGUAUAAUGCCGACGCGUCGGCAUCUAAACGUCGACGGGUACGUGGUCCCAUUCGCCGCGCCGCGAGUCCCAUCGCCGCACAAGCACAAGAGCGGGUGGUAUCUGCACGUGCCCGUCACGAACAGGCCACACAAGAUCCCACGCUAUUGACCACUUACCGCUUUGACGAACGCGCUGAUCUUCAUCCCGGCACGAAACGUGCCGUAACCGAGGUCAUGGGAUUUCAACAAAUGACAGAAAUUCAGUACAAGACAUUCAAUGCAGCUUUGGAAGGCAAGAGUGUGUUAGGACGAGCACGAACCGGAACGGGCAAAACGUUAGCCUUUUUACUACCCGCUAUCGAACGUUUAAUGUUCAUGGAUGUGUCCGUAUACCGAGCUGACCGGAACGUUGGUAUCCUCAUUGUUGCACCAACACGAGAGCUGGCUAUGCAAAUCGGGAGUGAAGCUUCGCGGUUGCUCACGUUCGAAUCCAAAUGGAGUGUUUUGACGCUCUAUGGUGGAACAAAAAUACAGCGCGAUGUUGCCCUUCUUAACAGACAAAUCCCUACCAUUUUGGUGGCUACCCCAGGUAGACUUCUGGAUCACCUGGAAGACACGAGACUCCGUGGACGAAAGUUCAGCGACGUUGUUGGAGAGACGCCAAUUGUGGUCCUGGACGAAACCGAUCGGCUAUUGGAAGGCUUUGCUAAGGAUACGAGACGAAUUCUUUCGUUUCUGCCAAGACCAGAAAAGCGUCAAACGCUACUGUUCUCGGCGACGGUACCCACACGUCUAAAGCGCAUUUUGGACGAGAUCCUACCGGCAGAUUAUGUGGAAGUCGACUGUGUCGGGAACAACGACAGUUCAAAACAAACAAACAAGAGGGUAACGCAAUCGUAUACACUUUUGCCUGCUAUGGACUCAUACGUGUCAUAUUUGGUAUCUAUCACCAAGCAAGCCAUGGAGGAAGAGAAGGAUUACAAAAUCGUUGUGUUCUUUCCUGCAGCACGACUUGUUCGUUUUUUCACCCGUUUUUUCAACGUCGGACUCGGAAUACCGGUAUUGGAGAUGCAUUCCAGAAUGUCCCAGUCGGCACGAACCCGCAUUAAUUCAUCUUUUCGCAACGCAAAGCGAGGAGUUCUGUUUACGAGUGAUGUUUCCGCCCGCGGUGUUGAUUUUCCGGACGUAACUCUCGUCGUGCAGUAUGGUGCCCCAAGCAACAAGGAACUUUACAUACACCGUCUCGGACGCACGGGGCGCGCUGGACGGGAGGGUAAGGGGUUGCUUGUACUGUUGCCGUUUGAAAAGAAGGCCUUGAAAGAGAUUGAUUUACAGCGAUUGAUAUGCGUUAAUAUUGAGGAUCACAAGGAUCUCAUGGACAAAGUUGAUUUCGCCCAGAAUCUGGUUCGCAGCGGACAUCCCUUGUUGACGCCCAAUGCUGAAGCCGCAUAUCUUGCAUUUGUUGCAUACUACAUGACCAGCAAGGGAAUGGGGUCCCGUGAUGACGUGGUGGAUGCGGCGAAAGUUUUUGCACAAAUAAUCGGUCUACCCAAACUUCCUGAUUUGUGGGGAAAAUUGCAGUAG